Messenger RNA from Leptopilina heterotoma, 1536 nucleotides. RefSeq lists its product as uncharacterized. The transcript is spliced from 3 exons. Gene Ontology annotation, molecular function: DNA binding. The coding region runs from base 1 to 1536 and encodes 511 amino acids. The record is from RefSeq and is a predicted model, not a curated record. Gene Ontology annotation, cellular component: nucleus. Lineage: Eukaryota; Metazoa; Arthropoda; Insecta; Hymenoptera; Figitidae.
AUGCCUCGUGUUUACGUGAAAAAAUUACUUAAACACGACGAAACUACGAUUCAGAGUGCACUAAAGGAAAUAAGAGAAGGAGAGAAAAUUAAUACAAUCGCUAAAAAAUAUAAUAUUCCUCGUGGAACCUUACGAGGACGUAUAGAAAAAGAGACAUCACUAAAAAAGUAUUUUCUGAAAGCUGCUGCUAUUUUUCAUGGAUUUUCAUACACCGCAGCUCGACAACUUGCGUAUGAAUAUGCCGUCUCAUUAAAAAGUAAAGGUCAAAUCUCAUAUAUUCCUCCAAGUUGGAAGGGAACAGUAUCUGGACAAAAGGGUUCUGCGAGCAAAGAUUGGAUGCUUAGUUUUAUGCGUCGUCAUCCUGACUUAUCGUUGCGUAAACCACAAGCAACAAGUUUGGGUCGUGCUACUGCAUUUAAUGAACACAAUGUGUCUAUGUUUUUCACUAAGUUGAAAGAUGUGAUCGAGAGAUUCAACAUUAACCCGGAGAAUAUAUGGAACAUGGAUGAAACAGCAUUGACAACAGUUCAAAAACCAGUAGCCGUCAUUGCUCAGAGAGGUGUUCGAAAUAUAGGAUCCAUUACAUCAGCCGAACGUGGUGUUUUAGUUACACUAGCUCUUGCCGUAUCUGCAACAGGAGUCUACCAUUUUCUUACAAGUGCUGGAUUUGGUGCUGAUGGUGCAGCAAAUGCUUCGGGAUGGAUGCAAGCAGAGCAAUUUACGAAAUUUUUGGUACAUUUCAAAAGAUUUGCUCACCCGUCGGUCGAGGUACCAGUACUUUUAAUCUUAGAUAACCACGAAUCUCACUUGACGAUAGCUGGUUUGGACUUCUGUAAGGAAAAUGGAAUUAUCGUCUUGUCGCUACCACCGCAUACAAGUCAUAAACUGCAACCUCUUGAUAAAGGAGUUUUUGGUCCAAUAAAGCGACAUUUUAAUGCAGCUUGCGAUAAUUGGAUGCGGUUACCAAUGAAUGCGGCAAAAACGAUCACCAUGCAUGACAUACCCGGCAUUGCUCAAGAACCGAUUCAAAAAGGUGCUUCAAUUCUGAACAUACAAGCAGGCUUUAGAGUAACCGGAAUAUUUCCACUAAAUGACAGUAUUUUUACUGAAGAGGAUUUUUUGCCAUCAGAAGUCACAAAUCGCUCUCCAGAAGAUUCGCUCCCAGUCACAGACGAAGUACCAAACGUGGAACAAGAGAUGGCAAACCACGUUGAGACUGAAGACCAAGAAAACGAUGUGGUUAAUUUGGAUUCUCUUAUUGAAAACGUUCGUCCUUUCCCAAAAGCAGCACCGAGGAAAAUUAGUAAUCGUGGCCGUAAACGCCGAAAAUGCGCAAUUUUAACAGACUCCGAAGAAAUGGAGGCUUUACGCCUUGAACAAGAAACUGCUGCCCAAAAUAAAUUGCGGAAAACUAAAGCGUCAUCAGAGAGAGUAAAAAGGAAAAUUUUGCGCGAAGCGAAUAAAUCGAAGACUUCUCAAGCAUCUUCCAGCGAUACUAAACGUGGUCGUGGACGACCAAGAAAAACAGAUUGUUGA